This is a messenger RNA of Cydia pomonella (codling moth), 2071 nucleotides long. RefSeq lists its product as uncharacterized. Gene Ontology annotation, molecular function: olfactory receptor activity; odorant binding. The transcript is spliced from 8 exons. NCBI's taxonomy places the organism in Eukaryota, Metazoa, Arthropoda, Insecta, Lepidoptera, Tortricidae. The record is from RefSeq and is a predicted model, not a curated record. The coding region runs from base 351 to 1625 and encodes 424 amino acids. Gene Ontology annotation, cellular component: plasma membrane. Gene Ontology annotation, biological process: sensory perception of smell; detection of chemical stimulus involved in sensory perception of smell.
UUAUAAUAUAUACAUAACUAUCGGCAAGACAUAUAGAGCUUACACAUACAUUAUGAAUUCUUCAUUCUGCUAGCAAAUAAUGCAUCUAAAGAUUAUUUAAAUGCAAACAUAUUUUGAGCAUUUUUGAUGCCGUUGGGAAGUCCUUUCCAAAGACGGCCUGCAGUAUUGUUUCGCCUCGCUUCGCUUCGCUAAUGGAACAACACCUUAUAACAAGAAAGUGAAACAAUAAAAACUGCGCAGUAGUUAAAACACAUAAUAAAAUUGAGAUGGUAAAUGAAAUGCCGUCCGUAGCUUUAUAAAUAAAAUACCAAUAAUAUAUUAACGAGAAAUUCGGUUCUUAAUCAAUAGGUAUGAUGAAUCAAGUGUACGAAGUUUUGAAGACGAAAUUUGAUGAUGGUUACGUCGACUCGCCUCUGGAUUUCAAGUAUGUGGUACAACUUCAAUUCUUGAUGAACACUGUAGGCUCCUGGCCAUAUAAGCAAUUUGGAAGAAAUCGAGUAGCGGCCAUUUUGUCUACGUACAACGCCUUUCUAAUACUUGUUGGCACCACUGUGUGCGGUUUGGGAUUAAUCUAUAUGCGUGUGAAUAUAGUAAAACUGUCGUUUUUUGAUUUGGGCCAUAAUAUUUUGUGUUGGCUUUUAGAAAUCUUGUAUCUGCAAAGAUUGAUAACAGCAAGGACAAAUAAAUAUCAAGAAACAAUAAAGGAUUAUUUACUUGACUUCAACUUGUUUUACUUCAAAGGCCGGUCACCAUAUGCUGCAAAGGUACAUGCGCAAAUCCACAUCAUAUCAGGAAUGUUCACGAUCUACGUGAUGUGGCAGAUGGUCAUCGGAGUGUCUCUGUUCAUGUUCAUGCCGUGGUUCAAUAACUAUAGCAGAGGCAUGUUCGGCGAAAAUCGGCCCCAAAACAGCACGUUCGAGCACUCUGUAUAUUAUUAUCUAUCUCCUGGCAUAUAUACAACUGAAGAGGAAUAUUGGCUAUUAUUCAUAUUCAAUUUUUCACUUUCCUAUGUAACCACAAUUGGCAUGUGCGUUUUUGAUCUCUUACUGAUCUUGAUAGUUUUCCAAAUUUGGGGGCACCUGAGGAUUCUGAAGCAUAACUUGGAAAAUAUUCCACUGCCGGAAAACAGUAUUAUGUACUCAGUUGAAGAAAAUAAUAAUAUACGAAUAUUGUUAAAGGAGAAUAUAUUACAUCACAAUCUUAUUGUAAAAUUCGUGGACAGAUGCUCGGACGCAUUCAGCGAAUAUUUGUUCGCAUUCUACAUGUUGAUGCAGCUCAUCACCUGCAUCUUACUACUGGAAGUCACGUCGUUCUCCGCAGACUCGCUGGCGAAGUACGGCCCCUUAACCGUCGUCAUUCAUCAGCAGUUAAUACAAGUGUCUAUAAUGUUCGAGAUGUUGAACACCAAGAGUGAGCAGUUAAUCGACGCCGUAUACGCCAUCCCGUGGGAGCAUAUGGACACGAAGAACAGGAGAACUGUGUUGUUUUUCCUGCACAGGAUCCAGACCCCAGUCAGUCUGAAGGCCGCUAAGGUCGUCCCUGUGGGGGUCAACACUAUGUUUGCGGUUCUGAAGACUACGUUCUCAUAUUACAUGAUGUUGAAGACUUUAGCUGGGGAGCGAUAAAUCAAGUAGGAGCGAAAACAUCCAUACAUACAUACAUAAAUGGUUUGUCGAUACCUACUCACAUCACUGGAUUAUCGACAUGUCGACUAUUGCCCAUCACUUUUCUGUCUGUGUACAUAUUAAUAAACUAGACCCCGCCCCUAAAAUUAGUGCGAUAAGGACAACUGCAGCUUUGGCGAAAAAUCCUCUGUAAAAAUCUCAAAAAUCGAGGUUUCGUACUCGACUGUUUCCUCCUCCAAAAUUUAACCAAUCAUAAUCAAAUUUGGAAAUAUAAAUGAUUAUUAAAUUAUCUGUGUCGGACUGUUUUGAAUUUGUGGCUACUUGAUAGGUACCAGUUUUGAAUACCACGCUUCGCUUUGCGGCAUAGUCAAUUAGGCCGUUUUUUGCCAUCUUUGAAAGGCUUUAGCGCUUUCAAAAACAAAAAUAUCAAAAAAAUCAAAACAAAC